UCGAGUCGACGCGACGUUCAUAUCGUUCGUAUUUAGUAUUCGAUUGAACAUCGAGUUUCGUUUAGACAAUCGACAGUUCUCCGCGCGCCGCCACCCGGUGUGAUCGUGUACGCACGUUCGGGGCAUUGUCCUCACGUCAAAUAAUUUGUGUCUCGGACUUAAAACAGUGAAUCUAUAACAUUUCUGGAGUGCCACAAAUCAACAUAAUCCCUGGAAUCAAGCAAAUGCUAUUUUGGAAUACAUUUGGAAUCAAUCAUAAACAUAGCGCUGCGGAGCAGAAAUAGUGUGAGGCGCCGCAUCGGCGCCUACGUCCACGGAUCUGCUGAUGAUACAAUAAAUUGUGAUGCUGACACAUACACGACCCUACAGAAGAUUACGUCCUAGAGGACGACGGAGGACGUUCUAAUAAACUAACCAUUAGUAUUAUAAGAGCAAGUGCCUAAAUUGCUACAAAAAUGGUGGCUAAUCGACGUAACCUUAUCUUUAGAGUGAGUAUUGUAAUUAACAUUGCUGUGCUAUUAUACGCAGCUAUGCAUUUGUCAGCUAAUACUGCCCCAGGCGUGGUAUGGGUGCCAUUGACUGUUGAUGGCUCAGAAAGAAGUGCUGAGUAUAGAUAUUUCAACAGAGAUGAUAGAAACGAAACUGAAACGAGACCAGGCGACUCUAGUGCUAGAAGUUUUGAAGAGUCCACGUCUCAAAAGACGCCAUCGACUAUGGCGACGACAAAUAAGACUGCAUCUAGUACAGCAUCUAUACCAGAAAUUGAGAAAAAGUCAAUAAGUGCAGCCCCUGAAGCGGAGGCGUCGAAUGCAACUCUACUGGAAAUUGACGAUGAAGAUAGCUUAUCACCCACAACACAGGCUUACCUUCGUACCUUGUUGGGAUGCAAUGAUAAGGACAUGUUGCCUCACACAGAACAACGAGGUGAAUUCUGGGUGUUGAAGAAUUACAUUCGUGGAGAUCACGGCAUGAUAUCAUGUCACGAAUCUGUAACCUACACGACUCAUGCUGGCUACGAGUUCCUCGACAACGUCCAACCACUAGUAGAACGAUGGAUGGCUCCAGUAAGUCUGGCUAUUCACGCGCCAGGAGCUGACCUGACUCCCACCGUGAACAGCAUCAGAUACUUGCGAGACUGCCUCAGCAAUGAGCUCGUGAAGCAAUAUGUCACAUUUCACCUCUUCUUCUCCCACAAACACAUACCCAGUAAGAUACCAGAUCCUGAAUCACUCUUGCAAACGCCAUACAACUGUACUGGUAGACCGCCAUAUGAGAACGUAACGACCACAUACAUGAAAGAGAAAAACCUCCUGUACCCCGUGAACGUUGCCAGAAACAUAGCGAGAGAUGCUGCAGUGACUUACUUCAUACUUCCAUCAGACAUAGAGCUGUACCCUAGUCCGAAUUUAAUACCAAGAUUCCUGAAUAUGAUUGCACGGAAUUCGAAACCGCUCAGCACCUCAAAGAACCCAAGAGUCUUCCCUAUAAGUAUAUUCGAAGUCGACGCCAAAGUACAAGUGCCAUCGACAAAGACAGAGUUACGCGCAAUGCUAGCGAACAAGACAGCCAUACCGUUCCACAAGUUCGUGUGCCCCAACUGCCACAACAUUCCGCAGGGGCAACAAUGGAUGAAUGCAGUUGAAACCAAUCAAAUGGACGUAUUUCACGUUGGCAAGCGACGGGGCAAGUUCGUACACUGGGAACCAAUAUUCAUAGGAACACAUCAAGACCCCUACUACGAUGAACGUCUCAGUUGGCAGGGGAAGAAGGAUAAAAUGACGCAGGGGUACAUUCUCUGCGUCAAGGACUAUGACUUCAUGAUAUUGAACAACGCCUUCUUAAUCCACAAACCAGGUAUUAAGCAUUACGUGAAGAACGCCAAGCGUGACGCGAUAGCUGGCCGUCAGUCUACCUUCGUGAAGAACGUCAUCAUGCCGGAGCUGAAGAAACUCUUCGGAACCAGAAAUGGUUGCGCGCUGUGACAAAAUACUAUGGACUUUAUGCACAAAUGGUAACGAAUUGGAUACACCAAUGCAAUCACAAAUCUCGAAACGAACCUUAUUUUAAUCGUCAUUUUUUUUAAUGAAAGCCUGUUACGGGUUAAAUGUCACAUAAUAUUUACUAUACAUUGUAGACUUACAAGAUACUAGCGUAAAGACGAACUGACAGCCCACUAAUUGGUCAAUGUGAGCUAGUUUAAUAUUAAAAAUACUAUAGAGCAUUAUUCCAAGCUGACUAAUUACGACUUGGUCAAAAUUGGUUAUUGUAGUCUGUUAGAGAUGUUAUUCUAUCUCACACGUGUUGUUUGUCUAUAAUCUAUACGCUAUUAUAUUGUAUUUAUGUGAUAUGAUAAGAGUGACACUGAAUCACAAAGCAAUCCAAGGCGUAAAGGUGCUGAUAGACUUGACCAAUCGCUUGCUAUAAGCAUUCUAGCGAACAGAAAUUGACUGGAGUGAGUACCUAUUCUAGUUAACAUUCUAUCGAAACGACGGUAAAUAUGCUUCGAGAAUGCUUAUUGAGAGUCAAAAACUACCACCAAUUCGAAAAUAAAUGCCUUCUGAGGUAUUUCUCUCGCAAGAAACUCACCGGGUUGUUUUUAAAUAAAAUAUUUGUCACAAUAUAAUUCUCAAAACAAUAUAAUGCUCCAUUCCCAAUCCCCAAUCUGUGUUAUCGUAUAGAAAUUCAUUUGUGUUAUUAACCUUAACCACGUUAAACAUAUUUUAUUAAUUUAUUAGAAUUAUGUAACACAUUUAUUUUCGUUAUUCAGUUCGACGGAUAUAAAAACGGCGAAUGCUCGAGAAAUUCUGGUUCAAGUAACUGCACAAGUCUCCCAGCACCCUAAUGUAUUAUGGGCCGUAUCACAUCGCUUUGUAGACCUCAAGUGCAAUGAUCGGCACUUAGGAUUUUUACUCACCGACCUAAAAGGACGGCAAUGCUUUUGUUACUCCUCUUGUUAUGCCCUACGUGAAUAAAAAAAAACUUUCAAACUGCAACACAUCAAUUCAAGUACAGCCUAGCGGUAGUAGUGAAAGAAUCGCAUAAAAACCUUAACUGAAAUUUUAGAACUAUUUCUAUACAAGGUUUUAAACAAGUAUACCUAGAAUUAUAAAAACAGAAAAAGCAGAAAUGUAUUCGCCGCAACAGCUGACAGUAAUAGAAACGUUACAAGUGACAUUAACCCUUAUUACAUAGGAACUGUACAUUACAAUGCUGGCUAUAACGUUUACAAGAAACUUUGAAAAAAAGUGUGUGCAUACUUAUGUAGAAGAACAAGAAGUUAUACUUCUUUGACGUAGCAAAGCAAAAAUCAUUUAAAUUAUUCCUUGUGCUAUUCUACGUUUGUAGAACGAACAGUAUUGUAAAAAUCUUGCAACGAUGGCUUUGACAAGUAAUUAUUAAAUCACGAAUACGGCUGUACGGGCUUGAACCCUUUGCCUAUCCUAAUAAUGGACGAAGAAACCAAAAAAAAAACAACGUCAGAUAAUUUUAGGACUCAACUUCACCCUAUUACUUUUGUGUUACAGUGAUGCGCGCGCAUCUUAAAAUAUCACUCUCAUAUUUUUUUUUUCAUAACGCGCCUAAAGAAGUAUAACUUCAAAAAAUUUUCUGCAACUACAAUACUUUCUUGCUAAAAUGCAAAUUCAGCUAUAGGGAGCUCUACGGAACCCUUCCGUAUUCGGAGGUUGUCUGGUUACACCCGGUAUAUACACCACUAUUUUUUAAUCACCAAGAAAAGUUACGUAGAAUAGUCAACAUAUCGAAAAUAUGCAGUCAAAUAGUUUUGCACUGGCAAAUAAGAAUUAUUUAAUCCUGUCCAAAUUAUGGACAUGAUCCUAAUGAAAGCGUAUUAAUGUUUUGUACUGAUGGCGCAGAGGGGCAGCGCGGGACGGGGACGUAGUGAUUUAUAAAUUUAAUUGUGAAUUGUAUGGAAAUUGUCAAUGAUUUUCUAUAUUCGUGGUAUAAUUUUAGACACUCUUUUUCUUAUACGUGUUCGGUAAUUGUAAUAAAUCAGUUUUUUCUUGGUUAUUUUAAAAUAAUGGCGUAUAGUAUAAGUAAUUGAAAUAUUAAGAUUGAUUGGAAUACAAUUGACGAAUCAUGGUAGAUUUAUCCUUGAAUAUAUUUGUAAUAUAUACGAAUAGGUUAAUUUGUAAUAACGCGCACAUAUAACGUACUGUCAUUGGUGUAUAUUUAAGCGUAUCAAUUAUUACAGGGUGCAAAAAUCCGCUUGCCUUUUGAUAUAUGACUUUAUAUGCGGUGUAUAUUGCAAACGAUACAUAUCAUAUUAUUUCAAUAUUAUUAAAUAAGUGUCCAUUUAGACGAGUCUUGGAUCGAAUUAGUUUGCGUUGACGAGUGAAUUUAAAACAUUUUUGACGGCGAUUUUUGGAAGUAAAGUCGCGGUUAUGAUAAUUUUAGUAUUCUUAUUAGUUCUGCAUAACAAUUAGGUAUUAUGAUCAUAUUUAAUCAUUGAUAUAUCGACGGACCCCAUGCAUAAAGCGACAUGUCGAAACACAUGUUAUCAAGCGAACUAAAGAUAUUGAAGGUUACUAAAAUUCUAUUAUUUUUAACAUUAUUGUUUGAUAUAUUAAAGUGUUUUGUGUGACAUGUGUAUUAAUCCGAUGCAAAAUAAACGAGUAAGGGAACGUAUUUAUGAAAAAUUUUGGGACAGUGGACAAACUAUACAGCAGGGGUGCUCAAACGGAAGAUUGCGAACGACAGGUCGAUCGCGAGUGCUUUUUGAGACGAUCUCGAGAAAAAAAUCCGAUAUAGAACUAUUCACAGAUUUUGUUUUAGGUUACUAAAAUCGAUAAUUUCCAUACGUUCUUAUGAAAAGUAUGCUUAGGACAUGCAGUGUCAUUCAGAUUCAACAUCCAAAGUCACUUUAGUUAAGUUUAGAACUCUAGACACUAGAACGCGUUUGUUGUAUAAGAACCAAUAAACUCGCAAUUUUGAAUAAUUAUGAGUUUUUUCAUUGAUAUUUUAGAGCAGCAAAACUAAUAUCUAUGUCAUCGUGACACUCUACAUAGACGACAAUCCUUCAUCACACAUACUUGAUGCCUCUCAGAGUUGAUCAAUCGUAGUCUAACAAUUUUGAGGUAGAUCGCGAGCAGUUCAAGCUUGAGCACCCCUGCUUUACAGUAAUUGAAGCGAUAACAAAUUUUGCAAAAACGACAUGUUGCUUUAUACGUAGAGACCGUCAGCUUAUGCCAUAUACGCUGUUGUUAUUCUUUAUAACUGUGAGAGUUGUUACAUUGAACUGUGAGUUUCAAUUUAACAAUUUCAAUGUGAAAUAUUAAUUUUAAAAUAAGACAUUUUAACAUAGUGUUCUAAUAGAACACACAUAUGUAGGGUACAUAUCUAGUUGUCUUUUAAAUAUGAAUUCGCUAGUUUUUGAGUCAUUUCAUUUAUAAUAUAUAUUUUUGCUGUGUAUUGUAUAUAAAUAUAAUUGUAUUUAUAUAUUAAACUAUUGGUUUGUUUAGUAAAGGAGAUACUUGACCGUUUUUAAGAGCUCCUUUACUUUCCAAUUAUUUUAAGUUAUGCUUGAGCUGUGUAGCUGUUUCAAUAUUAUUUAGUUUGUAAUUUAUAAAAAAAAAUAUUUUUGGUAUUUUACACAUCACGCAUAAAGCCAUCCACUUGUAUUGUAGAUAAAUUAUUAUAAUUUAUUGCAUCAAUAUUAUUUAAACUCAUUAGUACUGUGUUAUUAACAGGUUUUAUUACGUAUGAGUGACUACAUAACCAUAAGAUAUAAUUAACCGUAAUAUAAGUGGGCCAGAAAAAACCCCUCCAUUUUAAAGUUUUUGAAACAGAAUUAAUUAUUCAUUGUGUAGAAUGAUCAAACGCCUGAGAAUAAGUUUUUUGGACGAAUUGUAAAACGAAAAUUCCAAAAAAUAUAUACAAUAAUCAAUUACAUUAAAAUAUUCUUAGAAUUUAAAAAAUAAGUCACUAUUUUGCUUAGAAAUGUAACCAUUAAGGAUGAGUCCGUUUAUAUGCCUAUUUUAUAAUAAGUGAGCUACGAUUUGGUAUAAAUUCGAAAUCGUAAUAUAAUUUAGUAUAAGUUAUGUGUAAUUAAAAAUGGGCCUUAGGGCACUGGUUAUAGUGUUUAAACUCACCACGUCCGAUAGAUUUUAAGUUAAUUGUAAUUAAGCUUUUAAUAUUUAGAUUUGUUUAUGAAUCCUUUACAUGAGAUUUCUUCAUUAUAUUUUUUUAAGUGUUUAAACUUAUAAAUUUACUUUUAAUAGUAUAAUACUCCUCAAAUGAUUUCUAAUUUAUUGAAUAAUAUCGUAAAAAUGUUUUUUAUAAUAGAAACAAACAUCGACAGUUGCGUGUUUAAGAAUAUGUCACAACCUUACUAAAAUUCUCGAUACUACUUUCGCGCAGUAGAGUAAAUUUCGGUCAUUCACCUUGUGUGUAAGAUAGGUCUAGUUAUCAUUCGCUCGGGUGAUCCACUGAUGGUAAACAUCAGUAUUGUAGGGUUUAAAAAAAUAUAAAAGGUUUGAUUUUAAUGGGCUGAAUGUAGAGAUUACAAACUUACAAAUGUACUUUUAAUAAUAGAAUACUCGUCAAGUGAUUGCUUCUGUUUUUAAAUAAUAUGUUAUUUUUUUAAGCUAUUGCAUAGCCUCUAUCGCGGGCCUUGAGCGUGGAGACCGAAUCCAGAAAUUCCGUAACGAAAAUAACCUAACGCAUACUUACUAGAUCUAUAUAGAUAUUUCUAUGUCUUUUUGUGCAGAAGGUCUCAGGUUCGAGCCUGGGGUACGUCUUGAUUUUUUUUAAUUUCUUUUUUUAUCACGUAUUUAAUUUUUAUUAUUAUGACAAGCAUUUUUAUUUAAUUUCACCUGUCCCGUUAUCUGUCUGUAAUCAAAUCUUGCCAGUUAAAUUUUACUCACUUCCCGUUUGCUUUUUUUUAAAUUAAUUUAAUAAAAAAAAUACUGCAUAAAUAAAAUAAAUAAAUAAUUAUAAUUGCAUAAGUUGAUAAAAAAUGCUAUGCAAUAGCUUUACCGCGGCAGUCCCCGAGUACCACACUUCUUUUUUUGUAAUAGAAUCGAAAAUAUGUCUGUUAAAAUUACGCGAAUUAUUGUGGCGCGAAUAAUAAUAGACAAUAACUUCCAAAAAUUCUCGAUACUGCUACGCAGCAGAGCAAAUUUCGGUCAUUCACCUUAGCGUCUAUGAAAGGCCUAGAUUAUAUUUGACUGGUGUGCUUUUAGGAUUGUUAAAAAUAUUUAAAAAAUUGGCUUAAUGUAAAGGAUAGAAAAUAUUUACCAAACUAGGAAUUGUAAAACUAGUAACACAUUCUGGAGCUUUAUAUAAUAAGAUGUAUAUAUAAGUAGUUAUGCUUUUAGUUAAUAAAUGGGUUUGGUUAUGGUAUGCAUGUGGUGAGUUUUCACUAGUAUUAGGCCGAGUGCCUCGUUAGUUAAGAGCGAAAACUAUAUUCAGUCUUGCAAUGUGAUCAUUACAAAUGUAUUUAGCGAUGUAUUAGAUUUUUUAAACAUGAAUAGAAAUUUUCAUAAAAUCUACAGGUAAUUGUAAUCUGAAUAAAAAAAUUUAAUUAUA
Messenger RNA from Leptidea sinapis, 7545 nucleotides. Its product is annotated as beta-1,4-glucuronyltransferase 1. The transcript has 7 exons. Lineage: Eukaryota; Metazoa; Arthropoda; Insecta; Lepidoptera; Pieridae. The coding region runs from base 456 to 1982 and encodes 508 amino acids. The record is from RefSeq and is a predicted model, not a curated record.